AUGAUGUGUUAACUACUCUGUGCAGGUGUCUAGUACCGUGGCUGAACAUUUGGCACAUUCCCUUCAAGAUUGCUCAAACAUCCAGGAAAUCUUCCAGACUCUUUAUUCACAUGGAUCGGCUAUCUCUGAAAGUAAAAUCCGGGAGUUUGAAGUAGAGACAGAGAGACUAAAUAGCCGUAUUGAGCACCUGAAAUCCCAAAAUGACUUGUUGACGAUAACACUGGAAGAGUGCAAGAGCAAUGCUGAGAGGAUGAGCAUGCUUGUUGGGAAGUAUGAGUCCAAUGCCACAGCCCUUCGGCUUGCAUUGCAGUACAGUGAACAGUGCAUAGAAGCAUAUGAGCUGCUGUUGGCAUUGGCAGAAAGUGAGCAAAGUCUCAUUCUUGAGCAAUUCAGAGCUGCAGGAGUUGGUUCUGUUGGUGACCAGACAGGUGAUGAAAACAUCACUCAAAUGCUUAAGAGAGCUCAUGACUGCAGGAAGACAGCUGAGAACGCAGCAAAAGCCUUGCUGAUGAAACUGGAUGGGAGCUGCGGGGGAGCCUAUGCAGUCACUGGCUGUAGUGUGCAGCCCUGGGAAAGCCUCUCAUCAAACAGCCACACGAGGUAACUCACAGCUCAUCUGCUUUCCUG
Meleagris gallopavo (turkey) is the source of this 627-nucleotide messenger RNA. NCBI's taxonomy places the organism in Eukaryota, Metazoa, Chordata, Aves, Galliformes, Phasianidae. The record is from RefSeq and is a predicted model, not a curated record.